CAUUUUUGUUAGAUUAGAUUACAGAUCAGUUCAUAAGUUAUUUAGGACAUGGUGAAGGGUACAUAUGUAUGUAGUACAUAUACAACAAAUAUGCAACAAGUUGUUUACUCUGUACACAUAGCACAUGAUAAACGUACAUUCCAAAGAGACAACAAAUGUAUGUUAAUUAGAUUUGGAAAAGCAGAAAUGUGGCCAAUGUAAAAAAUGAAGCCAAACAAAACACACAAAUAAAUGCUAGUAAACAAUUGAAAAUUGGCCAAAAAUCAUUGUUAAAACUAUUGGAUUAUAUUAAAGAAAUUUUAAUUUUUACGAUUAACACAACCUAAAUAAAAAUGGAAGAUUAUGAUGAACAAGGAAGUGUAUCUAAUAUGGCUCGCAAGGAGGUAUCACCCUCUAAGGUGGCGUGCAAAGUAGGAGGAUGGCGUUAUGAAGAUUCAACACGUUACAUAGGCGAAUGGAAUCAACGAGGACAAAAACAUGGUUUAGGUCAUUUGGUAUUUGCUGAUGGCACCCGUUAUGAUGGACAAUUUUUCGAGGGUAUGAGUCAUGGCUUGGGUUGUAUGUGGUUUGCUGAUGGUGCCAAAUACGAGGGAGAAUUUAUGACUGGCUGGUUUCAUGGCCAUGGCAUAUUCUGGCGAGCUGAUGGCAUGAAAUUUGAAGGCGAAUUCCGUGGUGGCAAAAUAUGGGGUCAUGGUUUGGUAACAUUUCAAGAUUUUUCACAUGGUUUCCCCCGAAAUGAAGGCUAUUUCCAAGACUGUCGUCUGCUGCGUAAACGUCGCUGUCCCGAAGUAGUACAAAAAGCCCAAAAAUGUGCUCUAAUGGCCAGAUCUCAAUGUGAACAUCCUUAUUAACAGCAAAGAAAAUAUAAAAAAAUCAAUAAAAAAAAUUAUGGAAAAAAAACACACACA
Messenger RNA from Calliphora vicina (urban bluebottle blowfly), 908 nucleotides. It is a transcript of the gene rtp, whose product is annotated as retinophilin. Gene Ontology annotation, biological process: response to axon injury. Bases 333 to 851 code for a protein of 172 amino acids. Lineage: Eukaryota; Metazoa; Arthropoda; Insecta; Diptera; Calliphoridae. Gene Ontology annotation, cellular component: cell projection. The transcript is spliced from 3 exons. The record is from RefSeq and is a predicted model, not a curated record.